UUCGGCCACAAUCCAAUCCACACAACAGGUUCACCUCGCUGCAAUAGCACGUAUUUUUAACAACAUUGUAGCAUAUUAUACGCAAACAUUUAAAAAAAAAAUAUUUCCUUUUAAUUCAUCAUUUUGGCUGUACAAAAGUUUGGCUUUUGCCUCAUCGUGUUUACUUCAAGAUGGAGGUCGAACAGAACGUGGAGCAGGCGGGAAUUUUCAAAAAGAGUUUUUCUGUGAAUUUACUGUUAAGAACAAUAUUCCAUAGUAUUAAUUGGGUUUUAUUUUGUGUGGUUGGUGUUUGGGGUGUUGUUAUGUGUUUCACAAUUGAACAAGAGAAAAUGACUGACCCUUUAUUGAGGGAUCUGAAGUAUUUGGCGGUAUUUUUCUUGACCAACUGGAAUUUUGCCUUCCAGACGUUAUUCCUGCUGCUAUCGCUGGUGCACGACGUGCUGGAGUGGCUGGACAAGCAGGACUGCCGACUGGCGGCGCGUCUGCGCUACUGGAGAGAUGUCGUCUUCUCUGGACUCGUCGUGCCUUUUACUUUGUUCGUAUCAUCGAUGUUCUGGUGCGUGUAUGCGGUGGACCGCGAGCUGGUGUUCCCGCGGGCGUAUGACGACGUGGUGCCGUGGUGGUUCAACCACUGCGUGCACACCAACAUCUCUGUCGUGGUCCUCAUCGAAACGCUGCUCCAGGCGCGCCGCCGGCCCCGGGACUUCAAGACUGAAAUAAUCGCUGUCACAGUUGUUGAUGUCGCUUAUGCUAUUGUGUACUACGCGAUCUACUUCUUCACUCACCGAUGGCUGUACAAAGUGUUCGGUGUGAUGACGUGGUGGCAGGUGUGCCUGUAUCAGCUGGUCAUCUGGGGAUCCUCCUACCUCUUCUACUUCCUUCAGUUCCCCAUCAACAGGGUGAUACAUGGGGACGUUGAGGAGACGGACAAUGCUGCAACCGGUCAAGUCACCGAACAAAUGAUAAAUGGUACCAAAGAGAUGAACGAAGAUAAAACGGAUACAGAUGCGAAAAUUUCUAGUCUAUCCAAAAAUCCUUGGAGUUUGAAAUAUAGAUCAAAUGGGAGCAAAAUCGAAAACUCACAUUUGUAAUAUUCCGGGUUAAGACAAUUGUGGGGAUUUAUUGCUGGGGGCGGAGUUCAAUGCAAUGACAACUUUACAAACAUCAGCUUCUGUAAAUAUUAAAAAAAUGUUAUCAAGAAAAACCAGUACUGUAUCGGCCUAUACUUUUAGCAUUAUUAUGUUUAUUUCUGGUCAUGUGAAUGCUUAGAAAUAAUAAUUAUUUAAUAAAUUAUACAGCAAUAAACAUUAUUAAGUAAAUUAUCAACUAAAUUUAUUUUUUAAAAGUACAAAAUGUGGAUUAAAGCUGAUGCAGUACAUACAGGUUUAGUCAUAUUGUAAUAUAUUCCAUUUUAUGCAAAAACAUCAAAAGAAGUCUUUGCUUAAACGACAUACACUAUGUUGGACUUUUACUAAUUUUAACGCGAAACAAAAAGGAAAAAUAUACUUAAACUGUGAUAUGUUAUAGAACAGGCUGAUAUAUCUAUAGGCAGAGAUCACUUCGCUAAUUUAGCGACAUCACACACGCUAGCUCGUUUGCCAUCUUAUACCUAUAUAUUAUUAUAACAAAGAGAUUCAAAUAUUAUUUCGUAAUUACUGUAAAUGUCUUUUACAAUAAAACAACUCGACAAAGUAAGAAACUUCAUAUUCAAGUUAAAGCCAAAGUGGUCGGAUGCUGGCAUUUCUUGCCUUUACGUGGAAUAGUUUGUAAAUAUAAAUUCUAUCUCUCUGUAUAUCUUUAUAUGUUUAUUAUAAAUAAUUAAAUAUAUAAA
Messenger RNA from Papilio xuthus (Asian swallowtail), 1831 nucleotides. Its product is annotated as androgen-dependent TFPI-regulating protein. Lineage: Eukaryota; Metazoa; Arthropoda; Insecta; Lepidoptera; Papilionidae. The record is from RefSeq and is a predicted model, not a curated record. Gene Ontology annotation, cellular component: endomembrane system; membrane. The coding region runs from base 171 to 1091 and encodes 306 amino acids. The transcript is spliced from 4 exons.